GCUGCAGGACACAAAAGGUUGUAUCAAACUCGGCCGGCCUGCAACGUCGACGACGUGCACAAGAUUUCACAAGGUUGCUUCUGGUUCUUUGUUUGAGUCGAAGAACGGCACGCAAGUCAAGCAUGAAAGCUCGGUAUCUAAAGUGUGGCAACGGAGGGGCGAUUUGGUUGCAAAUUGGUGACGAGAGCAAACUAGUAAAGCUCGAAGAAGAUAUUAGAAUUUUUUUUUCUGAUGGUGAGGCACGUGCAAGGCUGACCAAGCCUGUCAGAGGACAAGUGUGCAUUGUGAAGAGUGGUGCAAAGCAAGAGAGAUGCUUGAGAGCACGCAUUGUAAGGUUGUUCAACUCUCAAGUGGGAAAACAAGCCACUGUACUACAUAUUGAUCAUGCUGUCACUGAACUUGUUUCUGUAUUCAGCUUGUUCAUCUGCCCAUCGAAAUUUUUGUCGGUGCUGCCAUUUGCAUGUUGUUGUUUUCUAAAUGGAGUGGACCUCUCAUUGCUAACAUGCUCAUCAGCAAAUGGUAGCACUGAUGCAGAAUGGCGAAAAGAGGCAAAUCAGUUUUUUCUGAGACUCAUACAUGAGAGCUCAUUGACCAUUGACAUAAAGAAAAAGGAUGCUCAUGGAAAUUGUCAUGUGGUAUUGCAUGCAACAUCAUCAGAUGGGAUGAACAAGGUAUGUGUCAAUGAUUUAUUGCAGUCAUCUCUGCUGAGCAGCAGCACAGAAGUGAAGGAAGCUGCUGUGUGUAUUCCUCGACUACCUCAUUUUGUAAACACUCAGGAGAUGCAAAAAUCACAACUAGAAUCUUUUGCAGAGACAAAAAGAGUCUUGCUAGGAAUACAGCUAGAAUCACAGGUUGCCACUUCUCAUCAACAAAGAGCAGCAAGAAUGUCAUGCGCUUUGGCGGAAAUGCUAGGAAUUCCUCAACAUUCAGAUGAAGGAAAGGGAAGAACAACUGUGGUAGACGAUCUAGCUUCUAUUGAUAAGUCAGGCAAAUUGAUGUUUAAACAUGAAGUCUUUCUUUCCAGGCAUUUGUUUCCAUCUGGUUGCUUGUCUCUUCAUGAAGCCCCGUUUCCAAAAGAGAUUGUGGAUAUUCUAAACGCCAAUUCAUUUCCUGGACCAACUUUAAUACAGUCUCACUGUUGGAGGUCAAUUCUUCGAGGUCAUGAUGUUGUUGGUGUGUCUCGCUCAAACACUGGAAAGACACUAGCAUAUCUUUUGCCUUUGUUGUCAACAAUUUAUGACAGUGCACUUUACACAGGGCUUCCAGAGGGAAUUGGGCCACUUGUGGUCAUAUUGUCUCCGUAUUGGCAGAAAGCAGAAAGCAUUCAUAAGGAAAUUGCAAAAUAUUGCUGUCAUACUGAUUCAAAAAAGCAUCAUUUUGUGCUAUAUGGUGCUGGGACUGAACUCUCGAAAUUGAUAUUGUUGAUGAAUGGUUGUGACAUAUUGGUUGCUACACCUCAUUCACUACUCAGAGCUCUUAAACGUGGACAAACAAGUUUAAACCGACUGUGUCAUCUUGUAUUUGAUGAUGCAGACAUUCUUGUUCAUUAUUUUCAUCAACAAGUGUGUGAUUUAAUGUCUCAGUUUGCUGCUGUUCUGCGUGAGGGGCGGGGAAAGUCUAGCUUAGGAGGCACUUUGGCUUCUUCAUGUCAAAAGCUUGUGUUUAGUUCAUCUUGGACAUCAGGUGUGGCAUCUCUUGUCUCUGCAUAUUUUGCAAAUCCUCUGACUGUCAUCACAAGCAGACUUGAUGCAAUGAUUUACUGCGAUGUCGUUCAGACAAUUUCACAGUGUGAAUUACGUGAUAUUGUGUGUCACUUGCGUGGUCUUCUUAAGUCAGAAGCAUAUCAAAAACAUGAUCACAUCGUUGUAUUUUCUGAAUUCUGUGAUGAUGUGAAACUCAUCUCAAAGGAACUGAGUGGUCUGAAAUGGCCAGUUGUUGCUUGCCAUCAUGAAAUGUCUGCAAAUCAGAUCUACGAUGUGAACAUGGAGUUGAGUCAAUUGACACAUCAUGGCAUAAUAGUGAGUACAGACAGCAAUAGUCAAUUUCUGGAUCUCUCAAAUUGCUCUUUGUGUAUUCACUUGGACUUCCCUCACAGUAAGAGCCACUUCUCUGACAGAUUGGACAGUCUCAGAAACUCUGCUUGCAAUGGACAGAGUUGCGAGUCUGCAUUGGUCGUUACGGAGAGAUCCAUCAAUAGGUCUCUUGAAAUACUUGAGUUGUUAAAGAAGUUUGGAUGUUCCAUUCCUUCAUGGUUGAAAGCAAAUGUAAAGAAAGUUUCUUUGCUGAUGGAGAAUGAGAAGAAGCACCUCCCUAUUCAUCCAGAUUUGCUCUCAUUUGGAUGGAGAAAUGACAGUUCAAUUAAUUACAGACAGAGAUUAUGGAAAGAAAAAGACGCAAUGACAUCAGAUUGUUUAGUAGGUGUUCCAAUGAGCGGGCUUAUUCAAGUGUUGGUGAGUCAUGUGGAGUCAGUGUGUUGCUACUGGGGCAGAAUUUUGAAUCAUAGUCAUGAAGAUGGAGCAUUUACUCAAUCAGUGCAAUCACAGUAUGUUGCUCUGAACCUUGAAUUGAAUCAGUGGUUUAGCAAGGCAAGCAACAGGAAAAUAGUACAGUCACUGAAAACAGGAAUGAGAUAUGCAGUACGACUUCCUGGAGGAAUCUUCUACAGGGCUGAAAUUGUCAAUUGUAGCAAAGAUGUGCUCAAAUGUCGACUCAUAGAUACUGGUGCUAUAGAACUCGUACAUAAAGACAACAUGUUUGUACUUCCGGGCGGUCUUCAGGAUACUUCACCACAAGCAGUGAAAAUGUAUUUGUGUCAAGUGAAGCCUGUUGAUCGAGAUGUGAAGUGGACUGUAGAGGCAAAUGAGUUUGCAAGUCACCUCGUGAAGGGAAAAGAGCUGCAGGGGAAGAUUGUUAUGAGGUUACGUGGGUGUGUCUGGUUGGAUCCCUUGGUUGAAAAGCGGAAUCUGCAAGGGUUGAAUGUGAUGGACACUGUGUUAAAUGUGAAUCAGGAGCUUAUCAAAGCUGGAAUGGCAGAGCCGAAUCCUCAUCACAUGGCUGUCUUGAAGCAAAUUGCAGCAGUUGCUCUUCCUGACAAAUAUGAAGAACUUAUGCAGUGGCAAGAGAACGUGGAUGAUGCUAUAUCCCUGCUAGAUCAUUUGACUCUUGAAGAGCAAGGUUAUCAAGAUAUCAUUGUGUCUGCUGUUGUUCAUCCUGGAUUGUUUUUUGUACAAGCAAUAGAGUGGAUAGAACGAUUGCAUGAAUUAGAGGUUGAUAUUAACUUGAAUUUGCCUGCAAAGGAGCCUGAACUUACUUCAAAGCUUCACAUUGGGUCAUACUGCCUUGCCCAGUUUUCAGUUGACAACAAGUGGUACCGAGCACGAAUAUUAGAGCGUCAUAAUGAUGAGUGCUGCGUACUAUUUGUUGAUCAUGGAGAAGAUGAGUGGUUGGAUGUUAAUCAAAUACGACCAAUAGCUCCACACAUGCUUUCUUUUCCAAUACAGGCAAUAGAGUGUUCUCUUUCAUCUGCCGUGCCUUGUGAUGAAGAGUGGUCACGCAAUGCAGCAGAUUUGCUGCAUCGACUCUCUGCCAACAAGACACUUGUUUUGGAAGUGAAGGGUGUGUCUAGUGCUACUGUGACUGCUGGUCUUGCGUAUGAGGUUGACUUAUUUGAUACAACGGGUUGCGACGACAUUAGCUUGGCUGAACAACUUAUUGAUGCUGGAGUUGCUUUUGCUGCUACUUCUGUUACAAGUUUGGAGGAACUAAGACAAGAGGAAGCAAACAAUUGUUAUGAACACUGGAGUCAGAAGAUUGCAGACUUUUGCAGCAUUAUUCAAAGAAGCAAUAGUUCUCAAGAACGUGUGGAGGCUGCUCAAUUGAUGAGGCACACUGUCAAUCAGUCAAUUGAUUAUGAGAAUUUUCAGAAAUACAAUGGUUUACAAAGCAUGUUGCGUCUCGUUUCACACUGUUCAUAUGAUUUAGUGUUGGAACAUGUUGUGUCUAGUUUAGCUUGUCUCCUCAAUCACAAAAUGAUCUGUGAGGCAGCUUUAAGAUAUGAUGUUUGUAGAAGACUCACUCAGCUUGUAGUUCAAACUGACCAGUCGGUUGUGCAAGAAGCAAUUAUUUCUUGUUUCCAGAAUUUGUUACAAAUUGACAGUGUGGCUGAUUUACUGAGAGAUGAAGGUGCAAUCAAACAUAUUUGUAAUUUAAUGUUGGUGUCAUCCUCUUCUCCUCCACUUCUAAGUAGAAUUUGUAACCUGUUGUUUUCAUUGUCGAAAGAUAAUCUGCGAAAUAGUGACGUUGUUCGCAUUGAGGGUGGAGUUAAAGCUGUGGUGAGACUGGUUGGAAAUUGUGAUGAUAAUUCAGUGCAAGAGCAAGCUGUAAGAUGUCUAGAGACUUUAGCCAAAAAUGCAAAGAAUAGAGACUCUAUUUGUUUACAUGGAGGAAUAGUGUCUCUUUGCAAGCAAGUAAGAACCAGUCAGAGCAGACAGUUUAUCGAAUUGGCUCUCAGCUCUUUGCAGAUAUUGAUCUAUAAUAGCAAGGAAAAUGCACUGGCAUCUACAAAAGCAGACUUGCUGAAAUCUCUUGACAAAGUUGAAUCCUCAGUUGGUUCGAUUGUCGAUUUGCUCUGCUCUCAACUGAGAAUGAAAAUAUCUGAGCUGACUGAUCUUAAAGAACGUAGUUCUUCUCACAAAGAGAAAGCUCGCUCACAAUUUACUGAGCAAAGACAUCAACCAACGCAGUCACGUUUGCAGUCGGUCUCUGUACGACCAAUUUCUGUACAUCGAUCAUCAUCGGGUUUCUUGAAUAAGUCACCUGUGAGAGUGAAGCCAUUUGUUCGAUGGUGGCAGACCAAGCAGACUGUUGUGUUGUCUAUUCAGUUGAGGGGAGUGUCAGAUAGACACAUCAAGCUCACUAGAAACAAGAUUGAAUUUAGAUCGAUAGUCAAUGCCACUGAAUAUUAUCUGGACAUAGAGUUGUUUAGUAACGUUAUACCUGAAAAUAGCAGAGAACAUGUGACUGGAUCACAGCUUUGUCUAAUUCUUGGGAAAGAAGAAGAAAGCAAGUGGCCUAGAUUGUUGGCCACAAGAGAGAAGGUCUUACAGAUUGGUGUGGACUUUGAUCAUUUGGAUGAUGAAGAUGAAUCUGUACUUCCUUUAACAGAAGAGACUCAACCACUUGAUUUGAAUCCUUUCCUUGCUGUCAAGGAAGACAAGAAAGAGUUGGUAUGCUUACCACCAGAGGAAGUGACACAUGAAGAUAACAGUGACUCAUCAGAUGAUGAAGGCAGAGAAGAUGCAGAUAUCUGGAACCCAUUCCAGUUCUGAUGUAUUAGUUGGUGUUCUAUAUUUACUGUGCUACAGUACUAAU
Molecule: messenger RNA, 5370 nt
Organism: Corticium candelabrum
Lineage: Eukaryota; Metazoa; Porifera; Homoscleromorpha; Homosclerophorida; Plakinidae
Exons: 45
Coding region: 123-5327 (1734 amino acids)
Biological process (GO): germ-line stem cell division
Molecular function (GO): protein binding; nucleic acid binding; ATP binding
Source: RefSeq, a predicted model, not a curated record